Messenger RNA from Bipolaris victoriae FI3, 1053 nucleotides. RefSeq lists its product as hypothetical. Gene Ontology annotation, molecular function: acyl-CoA dehydrogenase activity; flavin adenine dinucleotide binding. The transcript has 3 exons. The coding region runs from base 1 to 1053 and encodes 350 amino acids. NCBI's taxonomy places the organism in Eukaryota, Fungi, Ascomycota, Dothideomycetes, Pleosporales, Pleosporaceae. The record is from RefSeq and is a predicted model, not a curated record.
AUGAGCAUGGUCGGUUUUAGGGAGAAUCAAUUCAUGGUCCGCGAGGCUGUGAGCCAGGUUUGCGCAGAGUUUCCAAAUACAUAUUGGCAAGAACGCGACCAAGAUGAGAAAGAUCCUAAGGAUUUUCAUGCUGCGCUCGCAAAAUCUGGGUGGCUAGGCAUGGCCGGUGCACAGUCUGUCCAUGCAAAUUUGUACGCUACUCAACCGUUGGCGAAGUUUGGUUCACAAGAACAACUUCAGAUAACAGUUCCUAAGAUCGUAUCUGGACAGACACGCGUUUGUUUCGGUGUAACAGAGCCAAACGCCGGGCUCGACACUCUUCGGCUUGCAACUACCGCUAAAAAGAACUCCGAUGGAUCCUACAGGGUAACUGAACAGAAGAUCUGGAUCACCUGUGCUCAGGUCGCGUCGAAGAUGAUCCUCCUUGCCCGCACAACUCCGCUAGAGGAGGUUCGAAACCCGAGUGAAGGUCUUCCAUUAUUCUGCAUUGACAUUGGUGACCGCAAAAAGCCUGGCCUUGAUCUCCGCAAGAUUAAGAAGAUGGGUAGCCGCGCUGUUGAUGCCAAUGAGGUCUUUUUCAACAACUAUCAGAUCUCCGCAGACUCGCUCAUUGCUGGAGAAGCUUUGGGACUAGGCUAUGCUACUCUGAAGAAGGCCAGCGAGUACGCAAAAGAGCGUGUUGUCUUCCAACGCCCAAUCGGCCAGAACCAGGCUAUUGCACAUCCCUUGGCAGAUGGAUUUAUGAGACUUGAGGCUGCGAAACUAGCAACAUAUCAUGCUGCCAGAUAUUAUGACCAGAGCAAGACAGAUCGUUCGGUGCGACAGGACGAGAUCAGAGUUGCGGCAAACAGUGCGAAGUACUUGGCAGCGGAGGCUGCUUUUACAGCCUGCGAGAGAGCAGUCUUGACGCACGGAGGUAUAGGGUACGCCAUGGAAUAUGAUGUGGAAAGAUGGUUCAGAGAGUGCCUUGUACCUAGGAUUGCACCCAUUAGCAGAGAGAUGAUCUUGAACUACAUUAGCGAGAGGGUACUGGAGUUACCUCGGAGCUAUUGA